Molecule: messenger RNA, 2054 nt
Organism: Mirounga angustirostris (Northern elephant seal)
Lineage: Eukaryota; Metazoa; Chordata; Mammalia; Carnivora; Phocidae
Product: acyl-coenzyme A synthetase ACSM3, mitochondrial-like
Exons: 5
Coding region: 513-1691 (392 amino acids)
Biological process (GO): acyl-CoA metabolic process; fatty acid biosynthetic process
Cellular component (GO): mitochondrial matrix
Molecular function (GO): fatty acid ligase activity; fatty-acyl-CoA synthase activity
Source: RefSeq, a predicted model, not a curated record
AUUGGAGACAGUGUUUCUACAAAGGACUGAGAGACAGCAAGUACAGAAUCAAAAACAAGAUGACAAUUCCAAACCAUAUGCUGGUUUUAAUCCAGGACCCUAGGUCUGAAAGGAGCCAGCUGAAAAUAUUUAUUGGCACUUGUUUGGACUGAAGGCAAACCCGGAGUCCUGUAUGCCUCCUGGAAGUGUCCUCCCCCAGUGGCUAGAAACAAAACAGACAAAUACUGCAGGAAUGCACUGAAUGAAAUCACUGAGCACAUUAGGGAACAUAGAGUACACUGAAGAACAUGAAGCAAUAGUUAGAGAACUUGUUGCAAGAAUAGGAAUACUUCUGGGACAUUUCAAAACAGUAUUGUUCUUUCAAAAGAACUGUUUAGAACUAUAUGGGUUAUCAGUAGUGGUCUGUUAUGUUGUAAAUUCAGAAACCAUGCAUUUGGAUUAGAAUCAGGAUUCAGUUAGUAGUUGAGGUAAAAGAAAGACUUUUGAAUUCUGAACCUUCUAAACCUCUAGAAAUGCUCACAAGAUCAAAAGGAGGCGAUUUUAGGGAAGAUCAUAAUCCAAAGAGGUUUCCUCCUUUUGCAAGAGACUGGGAUAUGCAGAAAAUGGCAUGUUCUUUGCACAAAAGAGGUAGAAGGAGCAACAGUGAGAAAAGGAAUGCAGGCCUGGUCUGGACAUGUGGGGCAAGCUGUCUCCCCAGAUGUUUUCUAUUGCAAUUUGGGAAGUAUUUACCUUCUUGUCACCAGCUGGUGUACAGGUCCAGUCAGGGUUUGGUGCCUUCUUUAAAUGUGUCCCGUGGACCCAAGAGUCCAUUCCCUGGGAUUUGGCAGCACAAGGUUUGGUUAGCAGUAUGUGAUAAGGGCCUCUCAAGGGAGGUUGAAGAGAAUCUCUGUGGAGGUGUCUUUUCCAAUGGAGAGACUCUCCAGGUUGCAAGGUGUGAUGAUCAAGGGAGUAAGUUGUGUCACUCUCCGUGGAAUGAAGAUCAAGCCGGGUUCCAUCGGGAAAGGCAUCCCCUCCUUCGACGUCCAGGGCUCCUCCCCCCAUUUAUUCUCACCAGUGUCACACAAAUAGUCAGGUACUGUGUGGGUGGGGCCGGCGUGUUGGGGUGGCCCUGCAGGUUGGGAUCCACAGGCCUGUUGCUCCAGAUCAUUGACGACAAGGGCAACAGCCUGCCGUUCAACACUGAAGGCAACAUUGGCAUCAGGACGAAGCCCACCAAGCCCAUUGGCCUCUUCAUGGGCUAUGAAGACAACCCAGUAAAGACAGCCAAAGUGGAGUGUGGGGACUUUUACAACUCUGGAGAUAGAGCAACUAUGGAUGAAGAGGGCUACAUCUGGUUCCUGGGGAGGAACGAUGACAUCAUCAAUGCCUCUGGACUAUACACUUGGUUGCCACUCCCCCUGAGCCUCCACUCUGGUUCUGCGCUGCAGGUGGUGAAGGCAUUUAUUGUCCUGACUCCGGAAUUCCUCUCCCAUGACCGGGACCAGCUCACCAAGGAGCUACAGCAGCAUGUGAAGUCAGUGCCAGCCCCGUGUAAGUACCCCAGGAAGGUGAGUGAGGGCAGAGGGAUGGGGCCUGGUCCCGUCCAGUGGGCCCUGGGCUCUGCUGCCCCAAAUCUCCUGGGGUGGCUGGGGUGGAGCUUACGUAGCCCAUGGAAUGAGCAUUUUUCUCUACUGAAGAAGCAUUCAACUUAGGGGUUUAGGGGAGAUCCAUCUUAAUCAUGGAAACCUCUAUCCUGUGUCAGAAAACAAAAAGGCUGACAAAAAACCUACAGAAAAAAAUCAGCCAAGAGCCUAGAAAUAUCCAAGAAGGAUAUUUGAAAUCUUUCACAAUUUGAAAAAGACAUUCGGGGCACCUGGGUGGCUCAGUCGUUAAGCGUCUGCCUUCGGCUCGGGUCACGAUCUCAGGGUCCUGGGAUCGAGCCCCUCAUCGGGCUCCCUGCUCGGCGGGAAGCCUGCUUCUCCCUCUCCCACUCCCCCUGCUUGUGUUCCCUCUCUCGUUGUGUCUCUCUCUGUCAAAUAAAUAAAAAGAAAAUCUUUAAAAAAAGAAAAAAAAAA